This is a messenger RNA of Rosa chinensis, 1703 nucleotides long. RefSeq names its product transcription factor MYB52. Gene Ontology annotation, molecular function: DNA-binding transcription factor activity, RNA polymerase II-specific; RNA polymerase II cis-regulatory region sequence-specific DNA binding. Gene Ontology annotation, cellular component: nucleus. Gene Ontology annotation, biological process: regulation of DNA-templated transcription. NCBI's taxonomy places the organism in Eukaryota, Viridiplantae, Streptophyta, Magnoliopsida, Rosales, Rosaceae. The record is from RefSeq and is a predicted model, not a curated record. The coding region runs from base 567 to 1409 and encodes 280 amino acids. The transcript has 3 exons.
CAUAUUCCACCCCACGUACCAAGCAACCUGGCCAUCUCUCUCUAUCUCCCACACACACACAAUAGCACAAAUAUGUAAUACAAAUAUAAAGUAUUAAGUAAGGGAGGAUAUAAGGCUGUUAGCCCAGACGUUUGCAUCAAUCGCAGGUGUGAGGUCUGUCCAAACCCUCCUACUCCAUCUCUAACGGAAAAUACUUUUCAUCUCUCACCGAAUCCUUCCUUAUAUUCUACAGCGAGCAAGCUAGCCAGGGAUCUUCUACCUGCUCUAGCUAUAUAUCUCCCUCCCGGCCCUAUCUGAUCUCGUGAUUGCUUCCUUCCUAUCCCCACUCUCGAUCAUCUCCUUCAUUCGAUCAAUUGAUCGAAGCAGUUGAAGAGAUUGAGGAUAUCUGAUACCAACAGUGGCAAAUUAAUUGGCUAUAACUAGCUAGGCAGCUUGAUCUACAACUGUGGAUCUGCAACUGUGAUUUCUUCGAUCAAUCGGUCUUGGCUUCUUAGUUCGUUGUGAUUAGUAUACAGGUCGUGUGAUCGAUUGAUUCUCAAUCGAUUGCGAGAAAGAAUAUAUACAAGAUGUGCAGCAGUACAAGAGGGCACUGGAGGCCAGCUGAAGACGAGAAGCUUAGGGAGUUGGUGGAACGAUAUGGACCUCAUAACUGGAACGCAAUUGCAGAAAAGCUCCAAGGAAGAUCAGGAAAGAGCUGUAGGUUAAGAUGGUUCAAUCAGUUGGACCCGAGAAUCAACAGAAACCCUUUUAGCGAAGAGGAAGAAGAGCGUCUUCUAGCUUCUCAUCGCAUCCAUGGAAAUAGAUGGGCUGUUAUUGCAAGGCUUUUUCCCGGACGCACCGACAAUGCAGUCAAGAACCAUUGGCAUGUCAUUAUGGCUCGCAGAUGCAGAGAGAGGUCUAGGCUUCACCAUCAUCUUCACUCAAAAGGGAUGACUAGGACUUCUACUAACAAUAGUACUCCUCACCAUCAAGUAUUAAUGAGUUCCAUUAAUCAUGAUGAAUUAUCAAAAUCCUCUUCAAAUUAUAAACAAGACUUGCAGAUGAUCCUCAAUUGUCGACAGGAGACGAUGAAUGACAAUUCUUACAUUGGGAAUUACUGCAGUGCUACUGAAAGAAAUUUUCACUAUUAUCCUGCUGCUUUUACUCACAAUACUACUCUAGCUCCUUUAAUUCCAAACAAAGAUCAGUUUUAUCCCAAUACCAUGCACCAAGAUAAAAAUCGUGAGCCAAUUGAGUUUUAUGAUUUUCUCCAAGUAAACACAGAGUCUAAUAGAAGUGAAGUGAUAGACAUUAAUUCAAGAAAGGAUGAAGAGGAGGUUGAUCAGCUGGAAGCUAUCAGACAUGAACAGACCAAGGCAGCUGGUGCUCCUUUUAUAGAUUUCUUCUCUGGUGGAAGUGUUACUAGCUAAAAGUAAUAUUGGCACAUACAUAACUGUAUCUUGAUCAUGAUGAAGAUGAUCAACGACAUCUCCAUCGAUCAGUGUAAAACUGUCACUUACAUAAAUUAAGCCUAACUAUGUGUAACUAGUUCCAUCUUACCAGAUGUAUGUACGUAACUGAUUGCCUCAAUGCACAGAAAUCCUAUUUAAAGAGAGAUCUGUAGCAUCUAAGGGCAUGCAUGCAUACGUGUGCUUAAUCAAUAGCCUCAAUGGAGAAACUCUGGGUAACUGGGUUAAUGUAUGACACCUGAACUUCAGAGAGUU